AAGUUGUUUCUUUUAUUUAGAUUUCCUGGAUGAGGAAGCGGGACUUGCAUAUUCUGACUUCAAGCAUCCACACGUAUACUGGAGAUGGUAGGUUUAGCGUCCAUCAUCCAGAAAACAGCGACGAUUGGGAUCUCCAGAUCGAGUACGUACAGAGGCGGGACUCUGGGAUUUACGAGUGUCAAGUCAACACCGAACCAAAAAUCAACAUGAGGGUGGAACUCCACGUCGAAGAUGCUCAAGCAGCUAUAACAGGUCCAACUGAAGUGUUUGUCAAAAAAGGAAGCACAAUAUCGCUGACAUGUUCUGUGAACGUCCACUCAAACCCACCAUCAUCAGUCCUGUGGUAUCAUGGAUCAUCCAAAGUCGAUUUUGACUCGCCCAGGGGUGGAAUUAGUUUAGAAACGGAAAAGACAGAAGCGGGCACCACGAGCAAGCUACUUAUCACCAAGGCUUUGCUGUCCGACUCUGGAAAUUACACUUGUCAGCCGUCCAACGCCAGUCCUGCAUUCACCAUUGUCCACGUACUUAAUGGUGAGCAUCCUGCAGCAAUGCAAACAAGUAGGGGAGACCUUCAAAGUCACUUGAUGUUACUCACCAGUUUUUCAUCAAUUUUAGUGUUAGUUUCAAGAUGAUUAUUAUACUAAUUACUACCGCAGAACGUAAAAAAACACUCGGUACAACUCCACAAGGUAACAAUUUUGUUCGCAAGAGUGAACUACCUACCUAACUAAAAGAAAAAAAAAUAACGUUUGGUGAUAAAAAGAAAUACUAUAAUAAUAUAAUAGUCAGUGUAAAUAAAUUAAAAGUAUACUAUAUUUUUGUGGUGCUAACACUAUUAAUUAUUGUGUUGAUUGUGAUUACGACUGGGGGCUCACAAUGCUGGUUUUUGGACGAACUUCUAGUGACUAUAAAAAUUUAGUGUUAGUGUUUAUAUGAUAAUACUGGAUGGUAAUCGAAUUCGAGAAAUCACUGUACAGUUUGUGACUGUAGACUUUGCAAAUCACUCACAAUUUUCAAUGUUUUGGUUACUCGUUAUGCCCUGAUUAUAUCAACAUUACCUUAAAAUAUACCGAACCCUGUGUUAGAAGGGACUAAAGGCGAUAAGGACACGACCCUACUUGAUUUCAAUUUUAAUCCCUACCGGGUUAUAGGUACAGUGGAAUUCAUUUAUUAUGACUCCGCUUAUAUUGACCGACCGCUUAAUAUGAAGUA
Agrilus planipennis (emerald ash borer) is the source of this 1212-nucleotide messenger RNA. RefSeq names its product zwei Ig domain protein zig-8 (gene dpr7). The transcript has 3 exons. The record is from RefSeq and is a predicted model, not a curated record. NCBI's taxonomy places the organism in Eukaryota, Metazoa, Arthropoda, Insecta, Coleoptera, Buprestidae. Bases 30 to 632 code for a protein of 200 amino acids. Gene Ontology annotation, biological process: synapse organization. Gene Ontology annotation, cellular component: neuron projection membrane.